AUGGUUCAACAAGUUGGUAUUCGUUGCUUUAAUCUGUUGAUUUUGAGGUAUGGGAUCUCAUUUGAAAGAGCUUACAAUUAUGUAUCUGGAUUACACACAUGUCGUCCUCAUAGAGCAGCAAUUGCAUGGCCAACAUGGGAUUUGAUAGCUAUGGUGGAAAAUUCGAAACAUGAGGGGCCCGCUACCCAUGCUGUCACAUUUGUGUGGAAUGCACAUGAGGGAGAGAAUGUGGAAUUAAUUGGAGAUUUCACCAGGAAUUGGAAAGAACCAGUUAAAGCAAUUCAUAAAGGUGGGCCACGAUAUGAAGCUGAAGUUCGACUUGCACAACGGAAGUAUUAUUAUUAUAAGUUUAUAGUGAAUGGAGAUUGGAGGCAGUCACCAACUUCACCUACAGAAAGUGAUGAUAGGGGGAAUGUUAAUAACAUACUUGAGGUUGGUGACGUGGCAAGUGUGACGCCUUCUAUUCAACAUCCAAAGAAGGAUGUGAAUAUUGUGAAAGUGAUUGAUAGGCCAUUGACAAAAAAUGAGCAGUUUAUGUUAGCAAAAGCGGCUCGAUGUGUUGAAUUCUCUGUGUGUCCUAUAACGCUGACUCUCAAAUAG
Lactuca virosa is the source of this 600-nucleotide messenger RNA. NCBI's taxonomy places the organism in Eukaryota, Viridiplantae, Streptophyta, Magnoliopsida, Asterales, Asteraceae. The record is from the annotation of a GenBank genome assembly.